Patella vulgata (common limpet) is the source of this 2551-nucleotide messenger RNA. Its product is annotated as zinc finger protein 239-like. Lineage: Eukaryota; Metazoa; Mollusca; Gastropoda; Patellidae. Bases 116 to 1111 code for a protein of 331 amino acids. The record is from RefSeq and is a predicted model, not a curated record. The transcript has 2 exons.
AGGAAAUUAACGUCUGCAACAAAAAUUUGAGAAAUCGCCAUUCUGUAGAAGCUUAACCACAACAAAACAGUUUACCAGCCAGUUGACCAUUUACUUGGUUAACUGUAACAGAAUAAUGGAAACUAAUGAUGUUAUAACAUUUCAUCAAUGCACUGUGUGUGAUGAGAUUUUUCAACAAUAUGAAGAUUUAGAAAAACACACAAAAAUACAUGUUAAAGAAGAGAAAACUGAUGAUGUAGAUAAAUAUUACCAUGUUAAAGAAAAGAAAACUGAUGAUCUUGAUGAAUAUUGUCAUGUUAAAGAAGAGAAAACUGAUAAUGUAGAUGAAUAUUGUCAUGUUAAAGAAGAGAAAACUGAUGAUAUUGAAACUGUUUAUCAGUGUAAUUUGUGUGAUGAAGAAUUUAGAUUAGAAUCUGAUUUAGAAAAACACUGUGAAGUACAUGUUAAACAAGAGAAGUCUGCUUUACAACAUAGAGGGAAAAUUGUUGAAUGUAAUGUUUGUAGUAAAUCAUUCUCCAGUAGGCUGACUUUGUUCCUCCACAAGAGAAUUCAUACUGGAGUGAGGCCUUAUAAAUGUGAUGUUUGUAGUAAAUCGUUCAUUCAGAGUAGUCACCUGAAGUCACACCUGAGAAUUCACACGGGUGAAAAACCUUUCAAAUGUAAUAUUUGUGAUAAAUCGUUAACUAAAAAGAAAAAUUUGGAAAAACACCUGAGAAUUCAUACAGGUGAAAAACCAUAUAAAUGUGAUGUUUGUGGUAAAUCAUUUACUAACAAUUCUCAUUUACAGUACCAUAUAAAACUUCAUACGGGAGAAACACCUUAUAAAUGUGAUGUUUGUAGUAAAUCAUUUAGUGAUCGUUGUCAUCUACGGAUACACAUGAGAAUUCAUACUGGCGAACGACCUUAUAAAUGCGAUGUUUGUGGUAAAUCAUUUGGACAGAAUGGAAAUCUUCAGAGCCAUGUGAGAAUUCAUACAGGUGAAAAACCUUAUAGAUGUGAUGUUUGUAGUAAAUCAUUUACUCGAAAUAAUGAUCUACGAAGACACAUAAGAAGUCAUUCACAAACGAAACUUAAUAAAUCUCAUAUUGUAGGGUCGGAUCAGUCUUUAUGAUGGAUAUUGAAAUGAAAUGAAAUGAAAUGGGGUUUAACGUCCUACUGUUCUGCUCAGACUAGGCUAAUGAAGACGGGCCCGGACAGUGGCACUAGGGCCUACUCUUAUAUCAAAUUCCAACUCUCAAGGGAUCUUUUACGUGCACACCAAUGUGUACACGGGACAUUGUUUGUUUUUUCCGUCCCAUCCGAACGACUAGACAGCUGUCCUUGUCAGGCCCCCCGUCCUGCAUCACUGACAAGGGGGAAACCAAUCAGGAUGAUGAAUAUGAGUUAAUGCUGAUCUUGCAUUGUUAGGGAUAAUAUAUAACUAAUUGCAGUUUAAUCGAUACUAUAAUAUGAUCCGACUGAUUAUUUAACAUUUUAUUAAAUGGUGGUGGUUCUGAUUUGCUUGUACCCAUGUUAUUAAAAUACAGAUCUAUAUAGUUCCGUACACCACUUGACUAACCACAAUACAACCACCUGGCACAGGUCACGAUGCAAUGAAAUACAAUUACUGUUUAAAACUGAGUGACGUUUUGACUAGGUUUACGUAGUCUUUAUAAUUACUGGACAUGGUGAAUAAAGCUUAAUAAUGUUGAGUGAUUACUCUUUGAAACGAAGUGGGGGUGGGGGAUGGCCCGAAUGGUUAGCACGUGCACCCUGUAUCAUAAGAUGUCAUUGAGUCAACUGGUGUGGUUUCGAUUCCCAAGUUGUACGUAACAAGGAGUAAAGUCACCUGUUCAACCUCGUCGGUUUUCUCUGGCUCCUCAGGUUUCCUCUGAGUGCUAAAGACCCCUACGUGCAAGUUAAACGUCCACUCGACACAAACAAGGUCACUUUGGGACAAAAAUAUGGUUAAAUUUUAUUUCAAUAAUUCGCUUGCGCAUAGGGGUCUUUAGCAGUGGGUAGAAACCGGAGGACCUGAAGAAAACCAUGAAGUUGGACAGGCGACCCUACUCCUUGUCACGUACAACCGGGGAAUCAAAACCACGCCAUUUGACAGAGAGAGAGUGAAAUGGGGUUUAACGUCCACUCGACACAAACUAGGUCAUUUCGGGACUAGCCAGUUGACAGACCUUGUGAUACAGCGUGCACGUGCUAAUCAUUCGGCUAUCCAGCCGCCCUAGUCUGUACAUGUAAAACCCAGCAUUAUAAAUGGUAAUUAAUAUAAACAUAAAAUAGUUUUUAAGGGUAAAAUGUUUUUUAAAAAUAUAAGUUUUCGGGUUUGAUUUAAAAAGGGGAAAUUUCGUAUAAGAUCUCAGAUCUAAGAGUAAAUUAUUCCACAGUUUAGGCGUGCCUCACAUUGGGCACAGUCGCCAUACUGUUGGGCGUUUUCUUCCCAUGUACUUUAAACUACUCCUAGUACGAUAUGCUGGUUUACAAACAUUAAAGAUACAUUACGGGAGAUUGGAUAACGAGUUGGCAGUUCUCACUAUAAUAAUUAAAAACUAGAUAACGU